Paramecium pentaurelia is the source of this 702-nucleotide messenger RNA. The record is from the annotation of a GenBank genome assembly. NCBI's taxonomy places the organism in Eukaryota, Ciliophora, Oligohymenophorea, Peniculida, Parameciidae.
AAUGGGAUCCACCUCAAGAUAUACAUUUACAUUUGAAAAAUUAGUAGAAGUCUCAUCUAAUGAUUUUCUUGGUCAUUCUGUGGCUGGUACUCUAUUUGUUUUGGCCUUGAUUACACACUUCUACAAUUAUCGUAAAGGUUUGGGUUUUACUUAUUGGUGGUUUUUGGUAAAUGGAUAUUUGAUACAUUUGUAUAUGGAUGGUUUGGCUGCUUAUUUUGAAUAUUCAAAGACGUAUUCAAUUAUUAUAUUUUAGUACUCAUUACUUAUAUUCUCAAAUGGAUGCAAGAUUCCUUAGAGAUGAUAAGAUGGUUGCUAUAGUAUCAAUAGGUGAGACAUUUGUUAUGGGACCAUUAUGUAUAAUAAUUGCAUUACUCUAUAAGUCUUCAAAACAAGAGCAUAAUGUAUCUAUUAAAAUAAUAUUAUUAAGUUAUUAAGAGAAGUAUUGAUCCUUGUAGUUUCAUCAUUUUAAAUAUGUGGAACAGUAGUAUUCUGUGCUUAACCUAUUUGGGCUGGCUUUAUUGAAUAAUGUGGAGCAGAAGGAUGUUUUACAUUCUCAAUUUUUAACAUAUUCUUUUUCUGGUUCUCCUUUGUGUUUUGUGAUUCUAUCUGGAUUUGGUAGCCAAUCAAAGAAAUUAUUAAAUCUUAUAAGAGAUUGGAAUAAUUAAUCAAACCCUAACAAUAAAAACUGAAGAAGAAUUGAUA